GGAACGGAGCGGGGCGAGCGCCGCGGGAGAUGAUGGCCCCGCCGCCCGGCCCCGCCGUGCCGGGCCCGCUGGCCGUGCUGGACCCCACAGGACAGUUUGCAAAAAGGAAGAAGACUUCACUUUGGUUCACAGUUGCACUGCUGGUGGUGUCUGUUUUCAUACUGACCAUAGGUCUGGCAGCUACCACACGAACAGAAAAUGUUACUGUAGGAGGCUACUACCCAGGCAUUGUUCUUGGCUUUGGAUCUUUCCUAGGGAUUGUUGGGAUCUACCUGGUAGAAAACAGAAGACAAAUACUGGUGGCCUCCAUUGUGUUUAUCAGCUUUGGUGUUGUGGCAGCCUUCUGUUGUGCAAUAGUUGAUGGAGUGUUCGCAGCACGACACAUAGAGCCCAGACCUCUGUAUAACAAAAGAUGCCAGUUUUAUUCAAGUGGAAUAGGAUUCCUAUAUGAUGCCUACCAGACUGAGGUUACAUGCCAUACCUUAAACAGCAAGUGCCAGCUGAAAGUGAAGAGUAACACAUGCUAUUGCUGUGAUCUGUACAACUGUGAGAAUUCAGACCAGUCCUCCAGUUACUACGAAUUUCUGGGCGUGAGCAGCUGUCAGGAUGUGCUUCACCUGUACAGACUGUUGUGGUCCUCCACAGUUCUCAACAUCAUUGGCUUGUUUUUGGGGAUUAUCACAGCAGCCAUUCUUGGGGCAUUUAAAGACAUGGUACCUCUGUCCCAAAUUGCUUUCAGUGCUGCAUCUCCUCCUCAGAUCCUGUACAACCCUGCCCAGCAGAUCCUGACAUAUGCUGGUUUCUGUCCUUCUGCAGCAACAAUUUCUACAUAUCCAUCGUACCCACUACCCCUUCAGGUACAGUACAAAAACACACCCUCAGUAAAAACACCAGCAGAAAAGCAUAAGCUGCUACUCAGUACAAACCUUGCAGGGAUAGGUCUUAGCUGGAUCCCAGCUCCCAGGUCUGUCUGUGGGAUGACUUUGUGCCCAGUUUUCUGGGCUGUUCUCAGACCUCAGGUUUCCUCUGGUUGUCCUUUGGACUCUUGCCUGCUGAUGAAGUAAAAGUAGCCAAGAGUAGAGAGAGAGAAGGGGAUAGAAACACAUGAAAUUAAGCUGAAAAGAUUAAUGUAAGUAGCAAUGAGGAUCCAUUGUGACUGGUCAGUCCUGUGUCCACUGAGAAAUAAAAUUCCAUUGCAUUUACCCUAAAUUCUUAUCUGUGCUCCAAAAUAAACACAGUUAUUUCCCUAGAUUUCUACUUUUUCAAGUAAGUGUGUUCAUUUAUCUUCCUUCCCCUUCAUAACAUUCAGAGGCAGACACCAUCAAGCUGUCAGGAGACAUUAGUAAGAAACACUGGGAUGGUUAGUAAGAAACAAUUGGAAAAUUUAACUCUAUUCCUGGGGAAAAAAAUAAAAGCAAGCCAUCUCCCUGUAUGUAUGAACUCAUUAUGUUGCAUUUUGGAGAGAAGUAAUUUCUGCAUCAAUAUAUGAAUUAAAACUAUCAUAAUAAACUUAUUCAAAGGUACAAAUCAUGAAUGAUGGAAGCAGGAAUGAUUAGGAACAGCCAGAAGCUUACCUGUUAUCUGCUUCCAUUGCUCAAGAGCUGUGGGUUGAAUCUGUGUGGCUGGAAGUCUGAGGUCUUCAUGUUCCAUCUAAGUGCUUCAAGCUGCUGGAUUCAGACCUUCACAAGCCCUGCCUCAGAUGGUUGUAGUCCUUAAUCCUAGUCUGGGUCUGGGAUUCAUCUGACUGAACACAGGGGCUGUUGGCAUGAUGGGGUCUAGUGGUGCCUGAUAAUGAGAUCAAGUAGGCACCUGUCCCCUGCUGCUACUCUGUGAGGGUCCAGGUUCAGGUCCCAUUAUCCCUGGGUCACAUCUGUGUGGACAUCUGGGAUAUCCCAUGGCAUCCCAAAAGGGCUGGACACUUAGGUGUGGGAAACUGAAUUAAGUUUUAGCUGUCCACAGAGUAGAAGACACUGGCUGAGCUGGUCUACCCUUUAGGGUCACCAGUGGAUUAUCACGGGCUAAAGGUAUAUGACAUUCAUUCCUGGUCCUUUGCUGUAUCCACUAUCCACUGAUUAAAUGCUUGCCAGAGAGGCAAAGUCUGUAAAAUAAAUCAGCCAUAUGGGAAAAAAAAGGGAGAUAGCAGGAAUACAUAUUGAAAGGAUGUAACCAGCAUUUCUUUUGUUUACUGUGACAUGUGCCAGCAAAAUAAUACAUCCCUUACUGGUACAGUUCAGCCACAGCUAGUCUUGGUAGCAGGCCUGCCAGCUGGGCAGGUAAUGGUCCUGCUUAGCUGGGCAGGGACUGGUGGUGAUAAUAGCAGUUAUGGGUUGUGCCAGUUAUUCCUGCUAGAGAAGAACUCACUGCAGAAACAAUUCCAGGCAAACAGAUGGAAGCAGUGGUUGCAGUCUGAGAGGGGAGGGAAGCAACAACUCCAAAAUUAAUAAAACCCCAAGCCAGCCCAAGCCCACACCAACUAGGUUUGGAGCUGAUGUAUCUAGCAGGUCUGUCAGUACAUCUGCACUGCAUCAGAGAGUUAAAGGGCAUAAAUGAGCCUUUCUGUUGGUAUGUCCCCAUUCUCAGUCACUAAGUCACUGUGUGGUACAAAUGCAGUAAACAUUCUUCUUGCCAGGAGGGUUUGACCCAUGGCAGCAGCCCCUGCUCACAAGGAGCCUCAUGAAGGAAGCAAACACCUUGGCAGGGGGUCUGCCAGCCCUGGACAGCUCUGAGAUGCCAUUGUCCAAGGGCAUCUGGCCCUGGCCUUCUAGGUUGUGACUAUUAAUUUUUUUAGCUGCAGGGAACAUCACUUGCCCAGAUAUUUCAUUUCCCUUGAAAAAGAUCCACGAUUACUUCAUAUUGUUUUUAAAUUCCAGGCAUUUUAAGUUCACUUAAAGUCUGAACCUGAGGGGAGUUGAGCCCAAGUCUUCAGCUGAAGCCCAUAGACUGGAAUGUGCUGGUGUAUGAGAGGAGGAGUAAAAUUCUCACCUUCUUGAAAUCAGUGAUAAAACUUGGUUUAAAGCAGUAGUAGGCUUUUAUGCUGAAUAUUAUUCCUUACAUGUGUUCUUUUGUUUUAACAAAUCCCGCUUGUUUUUGAAGAUGGGCUACUUCCCAAGCCCUAUUUAUUUUU
Cinclus cinclus is the source of this 3124-nucleotide messenger RNA. It is a transcript of the gene TMEM255B, whose product is annotated as transmembrane protein 255B. The transcript is spliced from 8 exons. The coding region runs from base 30 to 1064 and encodes 344 amino acids. NCBI's taxonomy places the organism in Eukaryota, Metazoa, Chordata, Aves, Passeriformes, Cinclidae. The record is from RefSeq and is a predicted model, not a curated record.